UAUCUUUUGUAACUGUGUUAAGUAAAUGACGUAAUAAAACUUGGUCUGUGCUUUAUAUUGCGGUUGUGUUAAGUAAAUAAUGUAACCAAACUUUGUCUGUGCAUUAGGAGAGCCUACAGUGCGGCUGUGUUACGUAGGUAAAUGACGUGACACACGUAAAACUUUUUUCUGUGUUUUAUAUUGCUCUUUCGUUUGGUCAGUCACGAUGUAACGAAACUGUUGUUUUUUCUGUGCGCUAGGUUUCGACUGUGAUAGGUAAAGGACAUAACACGACAUAACAAGACUCGGUCUGCACCAUCAGCUAUUAUUGAGAUUGUGAUCAGUUUAUAUAGGACCCUUUGUGCCAGUUUCUCACGGUGUGGGAUCGCUCGCGACUUAGUUAACGGCCUGUGUGUCAAAACGUGAGAGUAGAGGAAUUCUCUGUAGAGCUGGACUGUUUGUUUGUGGCCGUGAAUUAUCUGCAGUCUACACGGACUUGUAACAGCUUCGAUUUGUCCUGAGAUUUCGUGUUGUGGAAACCAAGUGAUCACUUUCCCACACCAGCACAAACAGACUGUGAUAACCUUGACGUGAUAAAACAUCAGAUUUCACAUGGGCACAUCGUGAGGUAGGCAGCCAUGUCGCGCAGGGAGCGGCGCAGCGUCAGUCUCGGUCGCCAUAGAGACAGGACGGCACGUGACCCCCACAAGCCAAUAGAAGAAGACCUUUCCACGCGCCAUAAUAUUUCAAACUUCUUAUUGACGCUGCAACGAGUUCAGGCAGCCGAAGAAGAAAACCGACAACUCCGUAAGGAGAACCAGCUUCUCCGCCAGAGGGCGCGAUCCUCCCGCUUGUCGUCUGCCAGCUUCAGGGACAGCACCUACCAGCACAACACGAGCAGCUCUGAUGACGCAGUCAGCAUUCAGCCCGGGGCAGAAGACGAGAUGAUAGCCGCGGAGACCAAGAGGAACUCACUCAUCUUUGUGGGAGACGCCGUGCCUUCCUCCCCAGAGCACGCCGCUCUCGAGGCUCAGUACAAACGCUUACAGGAGGACUUUGACACAGUGAAGGAGUUCCUCAAGCACUUGUUCCAGCACGCCCUCGCCAUCUCGUCCUCGGGCUCGGAGAGUCUGGCACUCAGCAAAGAUGGCGGGGAGAAGGAAGCGUACGACGUCAACACAUACAACCCCGCACAGUCCAAGCAGGUCCAUCAAGCUUUGGACAACGUCCUGUGUCAGUCGUCAGUCCGCAAUGACGUCACAAUGAGGAUUGUCAGGCAGCAGGACAAGAUGAGGGAGAUGACGCGUCACGUGACGUUCCUGGAAUCUCAUCUCAUGACGGCCAUGAAAUCUCUCCGACAGGCCGAGGAGAGACUGCGUCAGUCCAGCGACAUCAGCCAUAACUUGUCUCAUUUCGUGGCCAUAAACAGCAAACACUUGAAGGGGAACACAAAGGAUGAUCUCAGUAAAUUAGCAGACCAACUGUCGGGCCUGAGCAAAAGGUCAGGGUCAUGCACGUGUAAGAUGUCAGCGGUGAGCAAACUGCUGAGCCAGGUCUCGGCGGCUGUCCAGCGCGGGGAGACACUCGGCGACAGCAAACCUCCCGCAGACAUCGUCGACUCCAUGAGCAAGCUCGAGAGACUUGUCGGAUCUGACUGGCACAGGUUAGGCAGGAUGCUAGGUCUAUCAUCUGACAGCCUUGAGGACAUCGGCAAGUUCACGAACUUUGACCUUACGAGCAGGGUGGAGAAAGUCCUCAUCUCUUGGGUGAAGCAAACACGAGGGGCGGGGGCCGAGAGUCUCAGGCAGGCUCUGGACAAGAUGGACAGGGACAUUUUGUUACUGGCAGGGGGGGGAGGAGGGGGCACGAAUAUAUUUAUGUGUCUUGAAAUACUCUCAUUUCUUGUGUACUGAUGAACGAGUAGCCUCUCUGUGUGGCAAACAUCACGCAGAAGUAUGGUGCAGCAUAAGUGGCUGAGAAAGUAUGAUGAUAUGGAAGUUUGAGUGUACAUGAAAACAACAUGAGGAAAAAA
Molecule: messenger RNA, 2011 nt
Organism: Aplysia californica (California sea hare)
Lineage: Eukaryota; Metazoa; Mollusca; Gastropoda; Aplysiida; Aplysiidae
Biological process (GO): signal transduction
Molecular function (GO): protein binding
Source: RefSeq, a predicted model, not a curated record